AUGGAAUGGAAACUGCUGCUGAUAGUCCUGCCCUGGCUUCUUAUCGGCAAGGUCUUCUACAAGGUCGAGGACUUCACGGAGCCGGAUGUCGCCUACCAAAGCCUGGACUACCAUCCCGAGGACUACAUCGACUCCUUCACCGAUUACCAGAAGCACGACUACUUUCAGUACUAA
Drosophila takahashii is the source of this 174-nucleotide messenger RNA. It is a transcript of the gene ng4, whose product is annotated as new glue 4. Lineage: Eukaryota; Metazoa; Arthropoda; Insecta; Diptera; Drosophilidae. The record is from RefSeq and is a predicted model, not a curated record.